AUGAUUCCAGCGAUCAUUCUCCUUCCCUUUCUAGGGAUAGUGUUUGGCAAUCCCUUGAUUCCCCGCGCUACUCCAUCCGAGCUGAUCAGCUCCCCAGUGCCCUCGUCCGGUUCGAUCACUCUAUCGGUUCCCUCGGCUGAAUCGACCUGCUAUACCAGCAGCCAAUGGCUUAUUAUUUCUAACACGAGCAUCUUCUGGCCGACCUCCACUGACUACUUCUAUGGCCCGACCACUGGACCCGGUGCAUCCGAUGUGAUCUGUGCAGCAAAAUGGAUACAAUACCGUGGUCGGUCAUUGGGGCUUCUUGGUCUGGGCCCAACUGCGACUUCUACCGUGACUAUAUUAUCUACAACCAGUACCGGCGCAUGCUGGUCAAGGGUUGGUCCAGAGAUAUACAGCGAUACACACACUGGACCACUAACAACCCUAUGCGAUGGGUACCCUCGGGCUCUCGGCCCGCGAGAAACCGCAACAGAGUACUACCCUGGGACCGGACCGUGCAGCACCUCCAGUUAUCCGCGCAACCACACCACUACGCUUUAUAUAGAGCCAUCGGCCUCACCAACGUGCCGACCCCAGUCAGAGGGAUGCAUACCGGCCUGGCAAACGUAUAAAAGCCUCUCCAGCGAGUACCACGCAUCCAUCACGUCCCCCAUCCCAGGUGACACUAGGAGUCCCUUACCGCCAAACGACUGCCCGAACACUCCACGGGAAUAUCCCGAGGAUGAUCCCUGUACAGAUUGUCACUUCCUACCUGGCACGGCGACGAUGUACUACUGGCCUGUCACAACAGCUAAUGGAGACCUGUGCGCUCAGAACGGGACGACUAUCCCCGCCACGGCAACAGGCGAUGGCCCCAAUACCGCCAUAUUGGACGACCACACCCUCGUCUCUCCCAGUAUCUAUCUAUCGUUCACCUCCAUCCGCGGUUGGAGCAACCGUCGCCACGGUCACCAGUGCGGCGCCAGUCACUACAACGAGAUGAUCUCCGUCCACCCAACGGCCAUCUCGUCUCGCCGUGGCCAUCGCAACGCCCGGUACCCCAUCAUUGGGACCGCGUUCCCGUUCAACUUCGCCGAGUUCCUUCCCCAGACUCUCGGUAACUACACACAAUCGGUGAUCCCCUGGCCCCAGUAUCGAGGUGGCGGCCAGUGUCCCGUGUACGAUCCUUCGUGUACUAUGGUUCGAGAUGAUUAUGUUCCCUUUAUUGAUAUGCCGGAUGAGGUGACGAGUAUUGAUUCUCACUGGAAGAACUGUGACCGGAGUUGGUUUAUCCCGGCUGUUACCCUGGUGCCCAUUAUUGAUGGCACCGCCAUUGCUCCUACGCCCACCGGAGAGCCGGAGGCGAUGGCCACCGAGGCAGAUGCUGCUCCGCAGGGAUUUAUGGCCGCGCCAACGCCAACGCCGACAUCUGAGCCGGGGUGGUGA
Messenger RNA from Aspergillus alliaceus, 1428 nucleotides. RefSeq lists its product as uncharacterized. Lineage: Eukaryota; Fungi; Ascomycota; Eurotiomycetes; Eurotiales; Aspergillaceae. The transcript has 2 exons. The record is from RefSeq and is a predicted model, not a curated record. The coding region runs from base 1 to 1428 and encodes 475 amino acids.